AUGGACCCUGAUGUUGUCGAAAUUCCUCCUCCAAUUUUCAAACACACUCCUAGGUUCAAAAAACACAAACAGUCCAUUUUCCACGAUGUGAUUGACAUUGUCGAUGAUAGUGAGAAUGACGGUGAUGAUUUGAUGAUACUCGGUGAAGUAACUCGUAAACGUAGCAAGGGGAAGACACCUGAGGCCCUUCAUGAGGGUUAUGGCGAUAAUCAUCUAGUUGCGCGUGGCGUGGAAAAAAGUGGAACAGUUAGUGGAAUUGGGUCUUCUAAUCGUCAACCUUCGGUAUCACAUAAUGUAAUCGAUGUAGACGAGUAUGCCUUAUUACAGGCACAAUUUGAUAAUGCUAAGCAGGGAGCGGGCAGUAGUAGCAGUUCAUUCCAUUCAAAUUUUGUUGGACAUGACGGAUCAUUGUAUUCUUCUGGAGUAGAAUCAGGAUACAUUUGGUCAAAUAGUUCUUAUAACUUCAAUGCCACUCCUAUGCAUGUGCAUGGUUCCACUAGUGCUCUCGAAUCUGGAAGAGAUGUACACAAUGGAGCAGCUGCUGUUCUCCCACAAUUUACAAUAAUUGAUAAAGCUGAAAAUGAAACUCUGAGGAAACUUCGAAGUUUUAAGCAAUUUGAUACUGUCGUUGACACUUCGGAUCAUCACUUUAUUAAUCAUAAUUCCUCCACAAAGCAGAAUCCAAAGAGUUGGGCUAAAAAAAUCCAGGAAGAGUGGAAGAUUUUGGAGAAGCAUUUGCCGGAUACAAUUUUUGUGAGAGUCUACGAAUCAAGGAUGGAUCUCAUGAGGGCUGUGAUUAUUGGAGCAGAAGGGACUCCUUACCACGACGGUCUUUUCUUUUUUGAUAUUUUAUUUCCCAGUGGCUAUCCUAAUGUACCCCCGAAAGUCCAUUACCACUCUGGAGGUCUUCGGAUCAACCCGAAUUUGUAUAACUGUGGCAAAGUAUGUCUCAGUCUACUUAACACCUGGGCUGGCAGUACGAAAGAGAAAUGGACUAAAGGUGUUUCAACAAUGCUACAAGUUCUAGUCUCCAUACAAGGGCUAAUCUUGAACACAAUGCCUUUCUUCAACGAACCUGGAUAUGAAGCCUCGAGGGGUACACCAAAGGGUGAAAUGCAGGCUCGGCAGUAUAACGAAAAUACAUUCAUUCUGUCGUUGAGGACAAUGAUGUAUACGAUAAGAAAGCCUCCAAAGAAUUUUGAAGAUUUAGUUGUCGGGCAUUUCUACAGCCGAGCGCAUGAUAUUCUGGCAUCAUGCAAAGCAUACAUGGAAGGUGUUCAAGUUGGUUGUUCGGUCAAAGGUGGGGUUCAAGACAUUGAUGGGAGUAAAGGAAAAAUAUGCUUACCUAUAUUUAAGUCUGGUUUAGUUGGAUGUGUGCCUUCUCUUAUCAAAGAGUUCGAAAAUGUUGGAGUUAAGGACUGUGAGUUCGGAAAUGUUGGAGUUAAGGACUGUGAGAAGCUCACGUCUCGGGUACGACGCAGUACCACCAGCAGAAAGUGA
Lathyrus sativus (Indian pea) is the source of this 1500-nucleotide messenger RNA. NCBI's taxonomy places the organism in Eukaryota, Viridiplantae, Streptophyta, Magnoliopsida, Fabales, Fabaceae. The record is from the annotation of a GenBank genome assembly.